Messenger RNA from Penicillium hordei, 528 nucleotides. RefSeq names its product Aldehyde dehydrogenase N-terminal. Bases 1 to 528 code for a protein of 175 amino acids. Gene Ontology annotation, molecular function: aldehyde dehydrogenase (NAD+) activity. The record is from RefSeq and is a predicted model, not a curated record. The transcript has 3 exons. NCBI's taxonomy places the organism in Eukaryota, Fungi, Ascomycota, Eurotiomycetes, Eurotiales, Aspergillaceae.
AUGUUGAGAAACCGACGAUUGACCGGGUUCUCCGGAGCGAUGGCGGGAAACACAAUGGUAGUCAAGAGUAGCGACAAGGUGCCCUUAAAUAUGAGUUAUAAAUCGCUACUUGUCUACUUAGAUAUAGUGUUAUAUCUAAUCAAAUGCCAGUCCGCCGAAAUUGCGAGUGGAAAAGGCCGGCUUACCCCGGGUAUAAUCAAUAUCAUUUCGGGGCAUGGUCAAAUCUCAGGGAACAUUCUAUCCCAUCACAUGGAUUCUGUUGCUACAUCUAACAUGAAGAACGUAAUUUUGGAACUCGGUGGAAAAUCCCCAGCAAUUAUCUUCUCUGAUUCGGACAUCGCAAAAGCGGUCGAAGAAACAAAAGAUAGCGUACAAUGGAACAGCGGUCAGGUUUGCAUGGCGAACUCGAGAAUCUAUGCCCAUGAAUCGAUUGCAUCAACCUUUAUCGAGUUAUUCAACAAGCGAUUUGCCGCCGUUGUAAUUGGUAAUCCGCUUCUACCCGACGACCCACGGGCCACCGGCAGAUGA